This is a messenger RNA of Medicago truncatula (barrel medic), 888 nucleotides long. RefSeq lists its product as uncharacterized. The record is from RefSeq and is a predicted model, not a curated record. Lineage: Eukaryota; Viridiplantae; Streptophyta; Magnoliopsida; Fabales; Fabaceae. The coding region runs from base 1 to 888 and encodes 295 amino acids. The transcript has a single exon.
AUGUCUGGUGUCUCAUGGACCCCCUCUUCCCCGCCUACCCACCCCGCCUUCACCAUUUCAAACAUCACAAAUUUAAUCAAAAUUACAUUUAGUAUUGAAAAGGGUCAAUAUAACACGUGGUCUGAACUGUUCAAAAUCCAUGCCCGUGUUCAUCAAGUAAUUGAUCAUAUCAUCCCCACCGAAGUUGUACCCUCUCCUGACCUAAAAACCAUUGAUCCUAAUCUCUGGGAACGAUUAGAUGUUGUUGUCCUACAAUGGAUUUACGGCACUAUAUCGGAUGAUAUCCUUCACACCAUUAUAAAACGAGAUUCCACUGCAGAACAAGCAUGGAAUCGGUUGUUCAAUAUUUUUUAUGAUAAUAAAAAUUCUCGUACUCUCUAUCUAGAGCAAGAAUUUUCAAAUGCCCGUAUGGAGCAAUUUCCUGAUGCCUCCACCUACUGUCAACAUCUCAAAUCUCUCUCUGACCAACUCUUUAAUGUUGGUGCUCCCGUGUCCAACGAAAGUCUAGUGCUUCAGCUCAUCUUUGGCCUCACUGAUGCUUAUGCCACAGUCGGUUCCCAAAUUCGUCACGGUGACUCUCUUCCCCCUUUUUACAAAGCUCGCUCCAUGAUCAUCUUAGAGGAAACCGCCAAAGCCAAGAAGGCAGUCACUACUGUUGAUAACUCAGUUUUCUUAUCCUCUCAUGAUGAUGCUUUUGCAUCGGCUGGUAACAAUCGCAACAACAACAACAAAAGUCGCGGAAGCAACCCUCGCGGUGGUAGAAAUAAUGGUCGCGGAGGUCGUGGAUGGAGCAAUGGUAGAGGUGGAGGUCGCUCUCAGCCGCAACAACCCCUGUGGUUUCCAUCUCCCUAUCAGCAACAGUCAUGGGUGUAUCCAUGGCAGCUGUAA